AUGGCAGAACACCUGAUUGGUCUAAUCCACGAUCUCCAACCUAAUUGUGAAACCUAUGAUUCCGCUUUUGCUCUGAAUAAGAAAAGUCAUAAGAAGCCCUCAUCUUACCGUGUUAAUCGAGCUCUUGAUGCCUUGGCCGAUGUCCUUGUGUCGGAGGAAUCGGAAGUGUUUGCCGUUGCGGCGCGCAUGGCUCCUGAUAAACUCACCCUCACCAUAGCAUCAAAUGCUAACGUGAAGGAGAGGACCAUAAAGCAUAUCCAGCGUAUAUGGGAAUAUCUAAGCGCCCUUGGAGAUGAAUAUGCUCGCAUGCAACGACAGCAAAAGUGCUCUCUGACUCGUGAUGGCGAUUAUGAUGAUGAGGAGGAGGAGGAGGAGGAGGAGGAGGAUGAGGAUGCCCCCCCUCCAAAGCUACAGGAGAUGUUCGAGGCCCAGAGGUUGAUAGCCGAGGAUUUCAAGCGAUACAUGUAUGAACACUCUUUGCAAAAGCUACUACAGCGUCUACAUGGAGGGUCGCCAGAGAGAACUGGAUUUGAGUCUCUCAAGCUCGUCAAAGAUAACAAACUACUCUCAAAAAAAUCACAGCAAUCACUAGAUAAAAUUGUCGAAGUUCUCAAUUCCGUGUUCGAACUUUUUGCUGCCUCGUCCAACGAACUACCUAAAGGGGAAGAUUUCGGUGAUUUCUCUCUUGAUAUUGACUUGAUUGAUGCUUUAGUCCAUGAGAUGUUUGACGACUGUAUUGGAGAACUUCAUCAUCUGGACUCUUUAUCCAAUACGCAAACAACUCGCUACCUCAAGGAAGUCACCUCUCUUACGAGCUCCAUUGGCAUUUUACUUAUGUACGCAAUCUCUCCGCAUCUACGCUCUCGUUUCCUUUGCGGGAAACAUUUGGGGAUUGAAUAUGUACCAAGCAAACAAUGCAACCUCGAACUCCCUUCAACGCCUGAGGAUUAUAAGCCAAUUGCGAAGUCGGCACUCACAUCUCAAAGAUCAUAUUGGAACAAUGAAGGAAAGUCUAGAGACCACAUAAUGCAGUACUACCACGCGAAUCCGAACAGCACGCCAGUCGUCCCCGCACUUGUGCACUGCGAAUGUGCCCUCAUAUCAUAUCUUCUAAAAGGAGAUAUUUCGCCUCCUCCGUUCUCCUACAUCGGAACUUCAGAGCUUUCGUGUUUGCCCUGCUGGAAGUUUCUCAAGUGCCUCCGUGAGGACCUCAACAUCAACUAUCAAGUCCGGGGAACACACAACGAAAGCCAUUGGCCAUGGAAGUAUCCAGAGACCACGGGGGCACUUUAUCCGGAUCAGGCCAAGAAAGUUCAGGAUUCUUUCUAUAGGGAAAUCGCACAUCGAUAUACAGAAUGUGCCUUGAGAAUUCGCCAGGAGGAAGAAUGA
Messenger RNA from Aspergillus glaucus CBS 516.65, 1389 nucleotides. RefSeq names its product nucleic acid/nucleotide deaminase domain-containing protein. The transcript is spliced from 2 exons. The record is from RefSeq and is a predicted model, not a curated record. The coding region runs from base 1 to 1389 and encodes 462 amino acids. Lineage: Eukaryota; Fungi; Ascomycota; Eurotiomycetes; Eurotiales; Aspergillaceae.